UCGUUUUAUCCAUAAUUCCUUGCCUUAUCAUCAUUCCUCUUGGUAUUUUCAUCGCGCACUUUUGUCGUAAAAUCAUUCCGUCAGUUUGGUUUCACUUGCACUGGACAUUACAAGUUUUUCUUUCUACAAUUCCUAUUAUUGUUGGAUUUGCAAUAGUCCACCCCAGUUUCAUGGAAAAAUCUCACUUUAACUGGGCUGAUACACCACAUAUGAUAGUCGGGCACAUUUUAGCAUUCGCAAUGGCUUUCGAGCUCAUUUUCGGUGUUGUUUACACUUGCAUUAGUAAAUGUCAUGUGAAGACAUUAAGUAUAGUUCAUAAUUAUGCUGGUUACUUGAUACUUAUUCUUGCGCUGGUAGAAACUGCGCUUGGUAUUGCCCUAUGGGAAAUUCCUCCAGUUUGGCUUUAUCUUUUCUUUGUAUGGCUUGCGCUGUUAAUUUUAAUCUUUUUUAUUGCUUACUUUAAAACUCGUACAAAUGAACGUAUAGAAAAACAG
Molecule: messenger RNA, 494 nt
Organism: Dentiscutata erythropus
Lineage: Eukaryota; Fungi; Glomeromycota; Glomeromycetes; Diversisporales; Gigasporaceae
Source: the annotation of a GenBank genome assembly